This is a messenger RNA of Ustilaginoidea virens, 876 nucleotides long. RefSeq lists its product as uncharacterized. The transcript has a single exon. Bases 1 to 876 code for a protein of 291 amino acids. NCBI's taxonomy places the organism in Eukaryota, Fungi, Ascomycota, Sordariomycetes, Hypocreales, Clavicipitaceae. The record is from RefSeq and is a predicted model, not a curated record.
AUGAGGAGCUCCCCCAGCGCCGCCGAGCUCCCGCACCAGCCCUCACUCACCUACGGCUCACACGCGCAUCUCGCCUUGCAGCACCCUCCACCGCCUCGAGCAUUGCGCCGCUCAUUCCUCCCUCCCAAACAUCCCGCACCGGCUCACCCGCCCGCCAUGGAUGCCACCUACUACAAACACAAGUGCGAGUCGUACAAGCACCGCAGCGAGCUGCUCAAGCUCGCCGCCGACCGCGCCCAGGACCGCCUCGCCGCGCAGGAGCGCCAGGCCGCCCACCUCACCGACCAGCUCCAGCGCGCGCGGGACCGCCUCGCCGCGGAGAGGCACCACGCCGCCCAGCUGCGCCGGCGGGCCGAGCAGGCGGGCGCGGACGCGGACGCAUACGCCCACGACGCCCGCAGGUACCGCACCGCGCUGGCCGCCGCGUUCAAGCUGGUCGACGAGCUGAGCUCCAAGACCACCUUGAGGGAGCUGCUCGAGCGGACGGACAUUCAGCUGGAGCGGCGGCGGCAGGGGCAGGGGCAGGGGGAGACACCCGUCAAGGGCGGCGUGCCUCGAACGGUGCCGGCCAAGAGCGAGGUGAGCUACGACGUCGGUUCUGGGGCACGGGGCACGGGAUAUGGCACUGGAUACGGCACGCGAUACGGCACGCGAUACGGCACUCGAUACGGCACGGGAUACGGCACGGAAUACGGCACGGGAUACGGCACGGAAUACGGCACGGGAUAUGGCACGGGAUAUGGCACGGGAUACGGCACGGGAUACGGCACGGGAUAUGGCACGGAACAUGGCACGGAACACGGCACGGAACACGGCACGGAAUAUGGCACGGAAUAUGCUUCGGAAUGCGGGCAUACAAGCUGCCCGACGAGCUGA